AUGACAACUAUAAAUAUUCAUUCACCACCAGAUGAAGUAUUAUUCUAUGCAAAUGAUUCAUUUUAUAAAUUUGUUGAACAAUGUCUAGGUACAGACGAAAUGGAAUUGAUUAAAAUACAAGGUAUCAAAAAUACAAGAACAUUAAUUCAUUUACCCAAUGUUUUAGACGUGUUAAAAGUUGAAUGUGAAGCUUUGGAUGAUAUACAAACCCGUGUAUGCUUUAAAUUAAAAGAUAAUACAUAUAUAGUGAAACCGGGUGUGGUAGCAGGUGUUGAAGAUUUUGUUGAGGCAUUAAGAGCAAAAGAUAAAGAAUAUUUGAAAAAAACUGAACAACAACAGAAAAAAUCAAAACGAAAGACAGAUAAUGAUAAAUCAAAACCAAGUAUCAAUCAAGCAUCUCCCUCACAACCAUUGACUGCUAAUUCUUCGGCUACACCUUCAUUAGCAUUCUUAUCGACCAAUAAUUCUCCCUCUACACCGUCAGAAGCGCUUCCAAGUAUAAAUGGUUGUAAGCAAUUAAUUAACGAAUUUAUUGAAAAGUGGUGCAAAUCAUAUAUGCCAGAUAUUUUAUUACAUGAAAGUAAUGAUUAUACACUAUUUGUCAAAGAAUCAAAUAUGCAUUUGAAAUGCAGUUGUGGUAUCGAAAUGAAAUUACCAUUUCAACCAAAAACAAAAACAUUUCAAAUUUCAUCUUUCUACCGACAUGUCAAACAGACAAAUUGUUCAAUGAUCAAACAAAAACAAAAUGCUAAUCAACACCUAGCAACAAAUGAUCAAACAAAAGAUCAUGAUCAAAGCGAUAUUGCACCUGUUGUUGAAGACGUUGACAGCUCACAAACUCAACAUAGCAAUAGUCAAUCUUUGUCGUUAUCAUCAUCAAUUAUUUGUAAAAAUCCCCGUGCAAGUUUGAAGCGAAUUCAUAAAUCCUCACUACCAAUAACAAUAACAUCUGGUGCAGGAAAUGAAACAUCAUCAAAAAGAUCGAAAAAUAGACAAUGA
Messenger RNA from Didymodactylos carnosus, 999 nucleotides. The record is from the annotation of a GenBank genome assembly. Lineage: Eukaryota; Metazoa; Rotifera; Eurotatoria; Philodinida; Philodinidae.